AUGCCGCAACAUAAUCGCAACUCGUUGUCCUCACAAGCCUCACAAGCUGCGAGCGAGUCACAGCGACCACCUAACCCCGGCGUGGGCCUGGUCACGGACAGAAUCAAUUCAUCGGACCAUGCGCAGGAUAUCAACAAUACUGCACAGCCAGAACCAACCCUGAACGAUUCAGCACCCCCUGACGGAGAACAAGCGGCACAGACACCAGAUCCCUCUGUGGAGUUUGCCGUCACAAGCCACGACAGCGACGCUGUCGAAAUUGCGACGGAGCGCGAUCAGAAUCCUAGUCCCAUCAAUGAUCCGCGCUCUUUUGGUGCCGGAGUCGGGCUCACGAUCGCGAACAACCUCCGCCCACCUGAGUCUACUGGCUUAGAGACCACCGACGAAAACCCAAACCAGUCGUGGAACCCGCCGCUCGGAUAUAACGACGCUAUGGAAUUGGACAAUUACUCUGCAGACAAUUUUUCCAACUUUGACUUCGAAGGCUCUGGCCUGGAGGCGAAUCUCUUCGCCUUGGAUAGUGCCAUGAACUCUUAUUACGAGUUCCCCACGAGCGUCUUCAACACCACUUCUACGACUAACGUUUUCGACUUUGCACACACAAAUGGGAUGUGCGAUGCCUCAUUAGAGCCCCAAGUCACUCCCGAGGCCGACACGGGACCACAGAAUGGUUCGCGGAAGCACCCUGAAAUAAUGGCGGAACUGCCUCAUUGGAACAUUUGUAGAUGCACUCCAGCCCAAUCUGCCACAAUCCCCAAAGAUCUCGAACCUGAGGCGUUCAGUCCUUCGCAACUCUUCGGCAUGAGUGGUUCAUGGAGUGACUCGAUCGAAAAAUGGAGAGAGCGUACCUUUAAAAGUGACGAGCACAUUACUCAGGUGGAUCUGACAGAAGAAACACGAGAAUGGAUGUUGGUGAUACUCCAAAGCUUGUUGCAAUUGAGUCCCGACUUCCACGUUUUGAAACCUAGUUUUCGCUCUUCACUCUCUUCGUCGACCUCGAACGUGGAUGGUGGACAACGACCGUCAAAUUCAUUCAUGCUUCUUCCUCCAAAUGGGUCUUUGAGAAGAUAUCUGGAAAUUUAUCUCACCAGCUUCGAGCCCUUUCUCCCCUCGAUUCCAGCCCUGUCACUUAAUCCAAAUAAACUUGCUACUAGCAGCAAUGAGCGCGGGGCCACCGUGCUUUUGUUGCUCAUGGUAGCCCUCGGAGCCAUGCUAGAUCCCGCGAUUAAAGCCAGACAUUUCUCCAAAGUGCUAUUUGAGCUGUGUCGACACACAAUACUGGACACGAUCGCGAAGGAUGAUGGCACUUCCAGGCAAACUCUUACGCUUCACUGUGCUCUACUAUUCGUCGUCGGAGCAGCUUUCAGUGGUAAGCGUCUGCACAUGAAUAUUGCUACAUGUCAAAGGCACAUGUUCUUAGAGACUGUGAAAUAUGCCCACUUCUUCCAGCAAACACCCGCCAUGGAUUUCUUGCUGGAUGGUUCAAUCGAAAACCUUGACGUCGCAUGGCAAAGGUGGAUUGAUCGAGAAAAUGCCUCCAGGCUGGCUUAUUUGUGGAUCAUUGCCGAUCAUGAAAUCAGCCUCUUCUAUGACACCUCUACCCGUAUUAGCACUUCCGAGCUCGAAGUUGCCCUCCCUUCUUCAGAACGUCUGUGGCUUGCACCUAAUGCAAUCGAGUGGAAGAAGAUCUUAAUCGUGCUAGCUCAACAAGAAGGCAAAUCUGCUAGCGAUUAUUUGCGCACCCCUCGUCUCGGACUCGACAAGUUGUUUGUUCUCUUGCUAAGCGAUCAGCUUGAUGCCACAGGUUGCGAUCUGCAGCCUCUGCAUCUGCGACUUCUCUUGUGUCCAAUUCAAGAUCUGGUCACCCAACUGCGUCAAUUGUUGAUCUGCCUUCCUAGAGAUAUCAGUGCAUUGUCCUUCACCGCAGCAGACUCGCUAGCUUCGUCGGCCUUGCGGAUAUCUGAAAUCAGAAAUCUGCUCCGUCGCUGGCACAAUCUCUGUCGUCAAGUGCAACCGGGCGGUGUCCGUGAAGAGGCUUUGAUGCAGUCCACAUGGAUUGUUUAUCACCUGAUCAGCUUAAAUCUUUUAGUUUCGUUCCGCGAACUCGAGAGCUUUUCCCGAGGGGAGAGCUCUGGCCCUGAUAUCAUGACCCAAUUCCGAAGAGAGUGGAUUCAUGAACCAGAGCAAACCAUUUUUCACUGCGGACAAAUCCUUCGGGUACUGCGCGGCAUUGACGUCAAGUUGCGCCCAAUCUGGUGGAGUGCCAGUGUCUAUCGUGUAACAAUCAUCUUGUGGAGUCUUUGCAUCGGCAGGAGAAACCCCGGCACGAUGCAAGAUGAGCCAGAGGCCCAGCGCGAUCUCCAAACGCUGGUCAUGGUUGACAGCCUUGUACCCGACGAUCCUAAGUUACAGCACUUUCUACGAACCAAAAAAGGAAAUCCAUGCCUUGACCUGGGUAAGGACAAGUGCAUCUCUGUAUAUGGUGAACCUCGCUUAGUUCAUCAAGCAUGUGUUGGAGCCCUCGAGGGAGGUCCUCGAACCUCAAGGUUUACCGAGGGUAUUCAAGCAAAGCUUGAGACGAUGGGUAAGCUGUGGGACAGGGUCAACAAUAUAAAGGCUCCAUCCCUGUAG
Messenger RNA from Exophiala aquamarina CBS 119918, 2631 nucleotides. RefSeq lists its product as uncharacterized. The transcript is spliced from 3 exons. Gene Ontology annotation, biological process: DNA-templated transcription. The record is from RefSeq and is a predicted model, not a curated record. NCBI's taxonomy places the organism in Eukaryota, Fungi, Ascomycota, Eurotiomycetes, Chaetothyriales, Herpotrichiellaceae. Gene Ontology annotation, molecular function: DNA binding; zinc ion binding. Bases 1 to 2631 code for a protein of 876 amino acids.